This is a messenger RNA of Alosa alosa (allis shad), 3762 nucleotides long. It is a transcript of the gene ndst3, whose product is annotated as N-deacetylase/N-sulfotransferase (heparan glucosaminyl) 3. Lineage: Eukaryota; Metazoa; Chordata; Actinopteri; Clupeiformes; Clupeidae. Gene Ontology annotation, cellular component: Golgi apparatus. The transcript is spliced from 14 exons. Gene Ontology annotation, molecular function: heparan sulfate N-sulfotransferase activity; deacetylase activity. The record is from RefSeq and is a predicted model, not a curated record.
GGCUCGGUCGGUUCGGUGGUAUAGGUGAGCACGAGAGACAGCGCCGUUGCUCCGGUAGAAGAGCGGCAGUAGCAUCAUCAAAGCGACCAACCCUGUUCUGACACCCACCUCUCCUUUUAUUUCGCCCCUCGGUUUCAUCGCUGUCACGGGAGAGAGGGGAGAAAAGAGAGGGCGGGAGAGAGGGAAAUGGUGUAAAGAACCCCGCAUCAUUCCAGCUGGCUGCGUCUGGAACAGUGGCGCGUGGAGAAUGGGAUUGGGCUGGCUCACCCAGUCACCGGAGUACCAGCGCCUUUUCAACGGACUCUUGCUCAGACCUCUUCUCUCGCUGCCGCGUCUGUCCGCCUCACAGCUCCUUCGCCCUGGCUGGAGAUAACCUAAAGGAGACGCAAGACUUGCUGCAGGAGCACCAGCUCUGCUUAUUCACCAGAGUGAUUCACUAGUUGCUGCUCUCACUAGCGGGAGAAGGUGGUUGUGCUCUGUGACUGCAACAGUGUACCACUCCAAACACUCUGACAUGGUCACAUGACUGGGCUCUACAUUAGCAAGCCAAUCGCCUGCCUCGGGCUGGGCCUGUGACCAAUCAGAACCUUGAAUCAGAUUAUUCAGUCACCUAGACACCUGCUCUCCGUAACACAAACACAGCCACACACAGCCACACACACACACACACACACACACACACACACACACACACACACACACACACACACACACACACACACAAACUCAAAUGCACACAUGCUCCUAACUCGCCAUGAAUCUGACAGUGAAGUUGAGGCGAAACUUGCGUCGGCUGGUGAUCCUGCUGGCCUCCUUCUGUGUGGUCAGUGUUUUGGUGUCAGCCUACUACCUCUACACUGGGUCCACUCAGGAGCUCGAGCUCACAGACCGGGCCUCUGGACCCGACUGCUCAGACCCACACGCUCUCCCUUACCGACAGGCAGAGCCACGGACACCUAAGCCCAUCGACACCAGCCGUAAGGACCCUGUGGUGCUGGUGUUUGUUGAGAGCCAGUACUCUCAGCUGGGGCAGGACAUCAUUGCGAUUCUCGAGUCCAACCAGUUUCAGUACCGCUCUGAGAUCGCGCCAGGCAAAGGGGACAUUCCGCCACUCACACACAAGGGCCGUGGACGCUACGCCCUCAUCAUCUACGAGAACCUGCUCAAGUACGCCAACAUGGACACGUGGAACCGAGACCUGCUGGACAAGUACUGCGCUGAGUAUAGCGUGGGCGUCAUUGGGUUCCAUCGCGCCAGUGAGAACUCUCCGGCGGUUCUACGGCUGCGGGGGUUCCCCGCGCUCAUGCACACCAACGUGGGGCUGCGGGACUGCUGCGUCAGCCCGCGCUCGCCCCUGCUCUACGUCACCAAAGCCGAGCUGGACCGCGGCCCGCUGCCAGGGGACGACUGGACCGUCUUCCUGUCCAACCACUCCACAUACGAGCCGGUGCUGCUGGCCAGGCCGCGGCCAUCGGAGGUUGGGGGCCCUCAGGAGCCGCCGGGAUCGACUCCGCUGCUGGCCACCGUGGUGCAGGACCUGGGGCUGUUUGACGGUGUCCAGCGCGUGCUGUUUGGCCACGGACUGAGCUACUGGCUUCACCGCCUGAUACUGGUGGACGCCAUCUCUUACCUGUCUGGCCGUAAGCUGUCCCGCUCCCUGGAGCGCUACGUCCUGGUGGACAUUGAUGACAUCUUCGUGGGGAAGAAGGGAACCAGAAUGAAUGUCAACGAUGUGAAGGCUCUGUUAGAAACUCAGCAACUCCUGCGAGCUCAGAUAUCAAACUUCACGUUCAAUCUAGGAUUCUCUGGAAAAUUCUUCCACACAGGCACAGGGGAGGAGGAUGCUGGGGACGACCUGCUGCUGAGCUAUGUGGAGGAGUUCUGGUGGUUCCCACACAUGUGGAGCCACAUGCAGCCGCAUCUCUUCCACAACGAGUCGUCUCUCAUGGAGCAGAUGAUCCUCAACAAGGACUUUGCACUGGAUCAUGGCAUUCCCACGGAUAUGGGCUAUGCGGUGGCCCCGCACCACUCUGGGGUAUACCCAGUGCACCUGCAGCUCUACGAGUCAUGGAAGAAGGCCUGGGGCAUCCGAGUGACCAGCACUGAGGAAUACCCCCACCUGAAGCCAGCCCGCCACCGCAAGGGCUUCAUCCACAACAACAUCAUGGUCCUCCCCCGCCAGACAUGCGGCCUGUUCACACACACCAUCUUCUACAAGGAGUACCCAGGAGGCCCCAAAGAGCUGGACAAGAGCAUCAGAGGGGGGGAGCUGUUCCUCACUGUCCUGCUGAACCCAAUCAGCAUCUUCAUGACUCACCUGUCCAACUACGGGAAUGACCGUCUGGGUCUGUACACGUUUGCCAACCUGGCCACGUUCCUCCAGUGCUGGACCAACCUGCGGCUCCACACGCUGCCUCCGCUUCAGCUGGCGCACAAGUACUUCCAGCUCUUCCCCGAGCAGAGACACCCGCUCUGGCAGAACCCUUGUGAUGACAAGAGGCAUAAGGACAUCUGGUCGAAGGAGAAGACCUGUGACAGACUGCCCAAGUUCCUGGUCAUUGGUCCACAGAAGACAGGGACGACAGCGCUCUACCUCUUCCUCAUCAUGCAUCCCUCCAUUUCCUCCAACUUCCCUUCUGCCAAGACUUUUGAGGAAGUGCAGUUCUUCAACACCCACAACUACCAUAAAGGCAUUGACUGGUAUAUGGAUUUCUUUCCGGUGCCAUCUAAUGUCACAACGGACUUCCUGUUUGAGAAGAGUGCAAACUACUUCCCCUCAGAGGAGUCACCGAAGCGAGCCGCAGCCCUGUUGCCCCGAGCCAAGGUCAUCACCCUCCUCAUCAACCCGUCAGACAGGGCCUACUCAUGGUACCAGCACCAGCGGGCUCAUGAGGACCGCACGGCUCUGCGCUACAGCUUCUAUGAGGUCAUCUCAGCCGGACACCUGGCCGCUCCAGAGCUGCGCUCGCUGCAGAGCCGCUGCCCCUCCUGCUCCGGCUCUAAUGGCCCACCUGGAGCGCUGGUCUUCAAUAAUUAAUUACCCGCCAACCAGCUGAUGAUAAUUGAUGGGCAGCAGCUGAGGAAUGACCCCGCAGCAGUCAUGGACGAGGUGCAGUUCCUUGGGAGUGUCGCUUCUACCAACUACAAUCAGGGGUUUGACCGGCAGAAGGGGUUCUGGUGCCAGCUGUUGGAGGGAGGGAAGACCAAGUGUCUUGGGAAGAGCAAAGGCAGGAAAUAUCCCCCCAUGGACCCCGAGUCCCGUGCGCUGCUGUCCCACUACUACCGGGACCAUAAUGUGGAGCUGUCCAAGCUGCUGCACAGACUGGGCCAGCCGCUGCCCUCAUGGCUCAGGGAAGAGCUGCAGAAAGUCAGAUAACCCCGCCUGACCCGCAUACCUGACCUGCACACCUGGCCCGCACACCUGACCCGCACACAGCCAAGCAGAGCGAGAGAGAGAGAGAGAGAGAGAGAGAGAGAGAGAGCAGGAGGGUUCCAGAGAGAUGCGCGAGCGUCCAGUGCCUGUGUCCACCCAGCAGCCCCUGACAGGACAAGCAGGCUCCUGGGCCAGCAGGCCACAGAGACAGACGCCAGGGGACGGAGGAGAGAACAGCAGGGAAGGACUGAUUACCAGCAUGAUGGAGUGAGCGAGCGAGCGAGCGUGUGUGUAUGUGUGUGUGAGGGUGUGUAUGUGUGUGAGAGGGUGUGUGUGAGUGUGUGUGUUUGUGAGUGUGCGUGUGUGUAUGUGUGAGGGUGUGUAUGUGU